Sander lucioperca (pikeperch) is the source of this 2469-nucleotide messenger RNA. It is a transcript of the gene pip5kl1, whose product is annotated as phosphatidylinositol-4-phosphate 5-kinase-like 1. Gene Ontology annotation, molecular function: phosphatidylinositol kinase activity. Bases 206 to 1558 code for a protein of 450 amino acids. NCBI's taxonomy places the organism in Eukaryota, Metazoa, Chordata, Actinopteri, Perciformes, Percidae. Gene Ontology annotation, biological process: phosphatidylinositol metabolic process. The record is from RefSeq and is a predicted model, not a curated record. The transcript has 10 exons.
ACCGCAGAGUAGCCAGCAAGGCUCCGCCGGGCUCCGCGAGGCUUGGUGUCAUCACACGGUCACUUUGCGCCCUGACAUGUGAUGUGACACACACACACACACACACACACACACACACACACACACACACACACACACCCGAACAGACCGAGCCCAGCCUCCACGCACCGACCUGCUCUUCUCUGCGUCCCCGAACCACACUGAGAUGGAGAUGUCAGCAGCUGCAGGUAGCCUGGGUAUGUCUGGUCACCGUCAGCGCUCAGUGAAGAGAAGGAGGUGGGGAGGUUUGAGGCAGCAGUGGAAGCUUCUGGGCUUGUUUGAGAUCGAUCAGCAGCAUGAGUUCUACAGCCUGACUUGCAUGAUGAAGGAGGGAUUGGCAGCAGCCACCCAAAACACCAUUGACAAUGCACCCGCAAAUGAGCUGUCAGAUGAUGAUUUCAGAUUAAAGGUCACUCAGAUUCAUAAGGAUUUUACAAUGGAGACGUUUGCAGGCCCGGUGUUUUCCAGCCUGCGUGGCUCUUUAGGAAUGACAGAGCAGGAAUAUCAGCAGUCUCUCUGCUCUGAAAACUGCUACCUCCAGUUCAUUAGCAACUCCAAGAGCAAGGCCGACUUCUUCCUGACAAAUGAUAAACGCUUCUUUUUGAAGACCCAGAACAAAAGGGAAAUCAAAUUCCUUCUGUCCAACCUGAAGAUCUACAUGGAACAUCUGAGGAAAUACCCCCAUUCAUUGCUGGUCAAGUUCCUAGGUGUUCACAGGAUCAAAAUCCCACACAGGCGUAAGAAAUACUUCAUUGUUAUGCAAAGUGUGUUUUAUCCUGAUGAUCGAAUCAUUGCCAGGUAUGACAUUAAGGGCUGUGAGGUGAGUCGUUGGACGGCGCCUGCACCAGAGGGAAGCCAGAUUAUUGUGGUUCUCAAAGACCUCAACUUUGAAGGCCAGUCCAUCACUCUGGACCAGCAGCGUCCCUGGCUCCUGCGGCAGGUGGAGAUCGACACACACUUCCUCCGGGGGCUCAACGUGUUGGACUACAGUCUCCUCGUGGCCCAUCAGCCCUUACACCACGAUGAACGCCACCAGAGUCUCUCCUUCGCUACUCUAAUUAUGAGAACCAAAAAAUCUGUGAAUCCAGGCUCCACCCCUAUCCACGCAGGCACAGCUGCUGUGCCUGGGUCAGUCCCAGAAGAGGACUCCACCUUACUGUUGUGUAAAACAGAUGGCAGCUGUUUGAUGCAAUCACAAGCAGACGUUGCAUCAAGUGGUGACACGCUUCAAAUGUACCCAGAGCAUGCAGAGCCAGGCAGUGACGCAGCUGAGCUUCCUGACUUCCAAGCCCAAAACCGACGUUUGCUACCCAACUUAAAGAAUCCUCUGCACAUCAUUGAUGGGCCUGAGCAGCGCUACUUCAUCGGCAUCAUUGACAUUUUUACAGUUUACAGUUUUAAGAAGAGGCUGGAGCAUUUGUGGAAGAGGCUGAGACAUCCAGGCCGAUCCUUCUCUACCGUCAGUCCACAGACUUACUGCCUCAGGCUAAGUCACUGGGUACAGGACCAUACUAAGUAGGCCCUGGAUGAGUGGUGGAGACUUAACCACCAACUCUCAAUGAGCAUGUCUAAACAACUAAAUGGUCAACCAAAGUCCACACACAUGCACACAUAUGAAACAAGUUUAUCUACAUUUGUUCCAUGGUUCCAAUCCUUUUAUUUUUCCACAUGCUCAAAAUACAUCUAUGGCAUUAUAUUUGUGUAAUGUAGACAUUUUGAGCACAGAAAAAUAUUUUUUUUUUCUCAAAACAGUCACAAAACAUUGAGACUGGUAACACAUAAACUGAAGUUUGAUUUGAACAUACAAAAAAGGAUUUUCUACUUAGUAAAUGAAUUGGUGCGUUUUCCUUGCUGCAGCAGACAUAUAAUAAAUAGUUCCUUUUGUAAAACAGCUAAAUAAACAAGACAAAUUGCAAAUGCGUUUUAACUCACUUUGUGUCCAACUUUAAGAAUUUGGUUACCAAUCUCCCGGUACUUACCCAGUGAUCGGUAAUCCUACUUGUAAUCAAAUCUGACAAAAACAUAAAUUAUGGACGCCAAUUUUCUGUUUGGCUGAAAUUAUGAAAGCAUAUACUGUAGCAAGGAUGUUGAGAGAGCAAGAAAGCCACUAUUUGAAAGUGCAUAGAGCAGGGAAUUUAAACAAGGCAAAAUUUGUCAAACAAAUUAAUAUUGUGAGUUUAUGUGGAUAACGGAAAACCUGCAAUUAUAUUUAUUGAGCUCACAAUUUUUAUCAAAAACGUUCCGUUUUCGAAAUGUUUCAUUGUGCACUCAUACAUUUGAAACAAAUGUAAUUCCAUAGCUGGCAUAUUUUUCUUUCAGAGCAGUUUUUUCCAAAUACUGAUCCAAACAUGCCUAGUGUGAUGCAUUAUAAAGAGGAUAGGAAGCUCCUUGCUUAAAAAAAUGUGUGUGUGUGUGUGUGUGUGUGUAUAU